This is a messenger RNA of Panicum hallii, 2540 nucleotides long. Its product is annotated as receptor-like serine/threonine-protein kinase SD1-8. The record is from RefSeq and is a predicted model, not a curated record. NCBI's taxonomy places the organism in Eukaryota, Viridiplantae, Streptophyta, Magnoliopsida, Poales, Poaceae. Bases 16 to 2352 code for a protein of 778 amino acids. The transcript is spliced from 6 exons. Gene Ontology annotation, biological process: recognition of pollen; protein phosphorylation. Gene Ontology annotation, molecular function: ATP binding; protein serine/threonine kinase activity.
AACGGCGCAUUCACCAUGGGCUUCUUCUCCCCCGGGGUGUCAACCAAGAGGUACCUCGGCAUCUGGUUCUCCGUGUCCAGAGACGCCGUCUGCUGGGUGGCCAAUCGCGAGCGCCCCCUCAACGACAACUCCGGCGUGCUCAUGGUCAGCGACACGGGGAGCCUUCUCCUGCUGGACGGCUCCGGCCGGAUCGCGUGGUCAUCAAACUCCAGCAGCACAUCUCCCGUGGAGGCGCAGCUGCUCGACAACGGCAACCUAGUCGUGCGCAACCCUGGCAGCGCCACUGUCCUGUGGCAUUCUUUCCACCACCCGUCCAACGUGAUGCUGUCCGGCAUGAAGGUGGGCAAGGACUUGUCGAGCGGGGACGAGUGGUACCUCACGUCGUGGCGCUCCGCCGACGACCCGUCGCCGGGGGCCUUCCGCCGCGUGCUCGACACCAGCGGGCGGCCCGACAACAUCGUGUGGCAAGGCAGCGCCAAGACGUUCCGCACGGGCCCCUGGAACGGCGUGCGCUUCGGCGGCAUCCCGGAGGUGCUGACCUACCAGCAGGACCUGUUCGAGUACCAGAUGGUGAUCAGCCCGCGGGAGGUGACCUACGGGUACAACGUCAAGCCCGGCGCCACCUUCACCUACGUCGUGCUGACGGACAACGGCGAGGUGAAGCGCCUGGUGUGGGAUGCGACCAGCCGGGCAUGGCAGACCAGCUACCAGGGGCCCAGGGACGUCUGCGACGCCUACGGCAAGUGCGGGGCGUUCAACCUGUGCAACGUCAGCGCAGCGUCGGCGUCGUUCUGCGGCUGCAUCAGGGGGUUCCGCCUGGCGUCUCCGUGGAGGAUCGCCGGCAGAUGCCGGCGGAACGUGGCGCUGAGCUGUGCGGCUGGGAGCACGACGGACGGGUUCGUGCCGGUGCCCGGAGUGAAGCUUCCGGACACGCACAACGCGUCGGUGGACACGGGCAUCACGGUGGAGGAGUGCAGGGCGAGGUGCCUCGCCAACUGCUCGUGCCUGGCCUACGCCGCCGCGGACAUCAGCGCCGGCGGUGAUGGUAGCGGCUGCAUCAUGUGGACCGAUGAUCUGCUCGACAUGCGGUACGUCGACAGAGGGCAGGAUCUCUACCUGAGGCUGGCCGAGUCUGAACUCCAGCCGCCGCCGCCGGCCCUGCCCCCGUCGCUGCCGUCACGGUCCCGGGCCCCUACUGGCCCCGUCAUUGGUGCCGUAGGUUCCCUCGUCGGGAUUCUUCUUGUUGCUUUCUUGCUCCUGGUUGUGAUCAGGAGGCGCCGGCGCCGGAGACCUUCAAACACAGCUCCAAGUACCCCUGAUGGUUUUAUUCAGCGUACUACUCCUGCCCCGACCGUACCUUCUUCUGAACUGUCUAGUUUGAAGAAGGCUACUGGAGAUUUCUCUGAAAGCAACAUCAUUGGUCGCGGUGGCUUCGGAAUCGUAUAUGAGGGCCAUUUACCUGAUGGUAGAAAAGUUGCUGUAAAGAGACUCAUAAUGCAGUCUUCUCUUACUGAUGAAGGCGCUAAUGCUUUCAUGAGAGAAGUGGGAGUGAUGUCAAAGCUCAGGCAUGGCAACCUUCUUCAGCUCCUUUCUUAUUGCCAGGAUGGGAAGGAGCGAAUCCUAGUCUAUGAGUACAUGAAGAACAGGAGCUUGAACAUCUACAUAUUUGGAGGGGAUCCUAGACUCCGGGCUUUGCUAAAUUGGGAUCGAAGGCUGGAAAUAGUUCGUGGGGUUGCCAAAGGCGUUGCUUAUCUUCAUGGACUAAGCGAGGAAGUCAUCCACAGGGACCUAAAAUCAUCCAAUAUACUUCUGGAUGACCAUUGGAGGCCGAAGAUCGCAGACUUCGGAACCGCAAAACUUUUCGUUGUUGAUGAGACAGAUCCAACACUAAUAAAAUCAGCGGGGUACACGGCUCCAGAGUAUUUAUCUAGUGAACGGCACCUGACACUGAAGUGCGAUGUGUAUAGCUUUGGAAUCAUCUUGAUGGAGAUAAUCAGUGGGAAAAGGAACACAGCCACCCCAGCGCUCCUUUCUGAUGCCUGGGAAUCUUGGAGUCAAGGCACGAUCAGCGACCUUCUUGAUCCAGCCGUGGCCCAGCCGGAGCCUGAGCUCCUAUUUGAGCUGGAGAGAUGUGUGCAGAUAGGCCUUCUCAGCGUGCAACAAUCACCUGAUGACAGGCCUGCCAUGUCUGCAGUAGUUGCGAUGCUGAACAGCAACAGUUUACAGAUCCGUGCGCCUAAGAGGCCAGUGUUGGGCAGCAGAACCGAGACUCCUCUCCACGAAGCAGCGGAUCGUUCAACGCAGGAAGCAUCUGGCACGUCACGCAGCAGCUAUUCGGUAUAUCUCACAUAGCUAGGUGGUAACUUUUCUAGCACGUGUGAAUGAAGUUGCAUUGGGUUAUUGUGUUUGUGUGAUUUGUGAGAUAGAUUGAUCUUUUUAGCUUUGAUAUUCUAGAGAAAUCCUUUCAGUUUGGGUGCCUCACGGAUGCAUUUUGUUUUUUUUUGUAAUUUCCCGAGUAAAGAGAAAGCUUUACUGAUUAA